Molecule: messenger RNA, 775 nt
Organism: Seminavis robusta
Lineage: Eukaryota; Bacillariophyta; Bacillariophyceae; Naviculales; Naviculaceae
Source: the annotation of a GenBank genome assembly
AGCCAACUAAGUCUUGUUCCUCUUUGCCAUUACAAACAAACAAGCUCUCAUAAACCACUGCACUGACCAAUCCUGAAGAGCAGCCACCAUGUCGUUGAAACGAAGCCGCCAAGAAAUGUCCAAAACGAAAACCAAAUCGGUGCGUGUGGUCGCCGAUCCCACGGCUGUUUUUCAACACGAUGAUGACGCUGUUGUUGUCGCCAUGACAAGCAAAGAUCAAACAUGGUACUCGGGUCGCGAACUGUCUUUGCAACUGGACGACGCGACGGAUCCAUUGGCCACUGCCAUGGCCGAGGGUUUGACCAUUCUUCUCAAGGACAGCUACGAACGUCCGCAUGUCAACGUCCAAGAGUACUUGAACGCUUUCGUUGCCUACACGCUCCCAUGCAAUGGCAAAGUCGAUACGUUGCGAGGUCUGGAACAACGCGUCGACUUUUCCCAUCGGCAAGAACGAAGUCGCGCUCGAGCAUUUCACAUGCACCGCGUCUUGUCGGCCGCCGCCAAGUACCAAAACAAUUGGGACGGUUUGGCGCAAGUCUCGCGACAAUCAUCGGCGGCGUCCAAACUCUUUGCCAUGCGCAUGGGACGCGCCGAUGCCCGUGCUCACAAUGACGAGAACCACGACAAUAAUAAUGAUGCCGCACAAGAGAUCAUGGCAGAACAUCAACAACGAGAAGAAUACCAAAGACGGCGCAACGGUCCGACCAAACUGGAGACACCAUCCCUGGCCAUGGCAUUUGCACAGACACAACAAGCAGCAGCAGCCGUUGUCUAG